CAGAGCAACCUCCGACGUUACAGCCGCCUUUCUUCUCCGCCUCCGGCCGUCAGUCUCCGAGCGCCUCCAGUCGGCGUAAGAAAUAAUGAUGUUGGUAGUUGGUUGUCUUCGCCAUGGGUUUUCGAAUUCUGUCUUUCAGUUUGAAAUCCGAUUCAAGAAAUCAGGGAGAAGAGAGGAGUUGGAGAAGUGUUUUGGAUAAAGUUCACUUAAUUGUGAUUUUCUCCUACUCAGUUUAGCUUUCUUCAUCAGAGCCAACAGGUACUUUCUACUCUCACUGCAUUCACAUGACAGAAGCUUUGGAUUUUACAUGAUUUCAAUUUCUGCUGUUUCUCUAGUUGGCUAAUAGUUAAAAAUAUUACAGGAUUCGACUUUGUUGGUCAUGAUUAUGACCCAUAUAAUCAUAAUGCUUAAGAAAAAAUGAGAAAUGAAAAUGACAUCUGUUUAAGCACAUGUAUGACAACCGUGAAAAACCAGGUUGGUAAACAAAUGUUGUUGAUUGCCUAUGGUAUGGUUGAUUUACUUUGUUGUUUCAUGAUUUCAUACCCUGCAAGCAAAAUAGAAUAAUUGAAGUUUCAGAUUACAUUUAUGAAUUUGGGAUCUUUAAAGAUUUUCUUUGGCCAACACAAGUUAUACUUGUAUUGGAAAUUAUCACAAGACUAGGUGGUAACUUUGCAAGAGUUUGAGCAUAUUUAGAUGGUAAUUGGAUCAUGUUUGUACCGAAGGUUGUGGGCCUCAUUAUUUGAACAUCUUAAAUCAUUGGAAUAUUCUCAUGUGAUUUUAAAGGGUGGGGUUACGACCGCGUCAGGCCACUCUUGUGGGUGGGGAUUACUACAGUUGAAUGUAGCUCAGGCUAAUUUGUGACCAUAUGAAGAGCUUAAAAAUGAAACUCUUCAUAUAUAAAGACUCUAAAUGGGACUUAGGUGAUUGGUAAUUUACUUUUGAUGAGUUAAGUUGUUCCUUUAGUUCUUGAUGAUUACAUCUCAUUUUUCUUCUUUUUUGGGGGCCAAGAAUCAAAUGCUGGACCUAUUAAGUCUUAACAAUUCUUUAUGGAAUAUUUCAUGUCUAAUUACAUAGCUAUCUCUUGUAUUCAUUUUGAAUCUGAUUUAAUUACUUACUAAUAAAUUUCACCUUUCUUUUUUUUUUGGGUUACUUGCGCAAUUCACCUUGCUUUUGGAGAGAGGAAUUAUGGAGCCUAGUGGAUCUUAAUACUCAAGAUCUGUUUCUUCUUUUUUUGGGUUUUUGGUUUCACUGUUUUUGUAUUCAUUAUUGUAUAGACUUGAAGUGGAUUGGAUUUUCUUUUGUAAUUAAUUUUAUACUAAAUCAUCCCUUCACCACACACAGACACACACAAGACAUUGUUAGGAUACAUAGUUGCUUAGGCCUCAACAUGGGUUGAAAGUGAUGUCAGGUUUAAUUGAGAAUUUAACAAUCUGACAUACAGAGGUGAUAUAACCACUCAAGGGAUCAUAACUCUUUAAAGAAACCUACUGGUAUCUACAAUGUGGAUUGAAAACUUCAUAGCUAGAAGGAUGUUUAUGGUUAGUGGAACGUUUUUUUCUUUAGUAUCGUAUAUGGGAAGUUAGACUUUAUGAAAUUCAGUUGUAGAGAUGCGAUGUGCCAAUCUGUGGGUCUAGUGACAUGUUAGUCUUGGUUGAAGGAGUCAUUUCCUUACUAAUGAUCUCAAGACAUGCUGCUCGUUAUAUUGCCACAAUUGUGAGCUUGGUUGUCGAGAGAAGCAGGGAUUGCAGUAUUUUCUUUUGCAGACCCUUCAACUCCAUGGUGCGUAGAUGCUUUGAAUCUCAUUUGAAACUUGAGAUCUAUCUGGUAUCACUUUGGUUUUUGGAUUUUUAGUUUUUA
Rubroshorea leprosula is the source of this 1857-nucleotide messenger RNA. The record is from the annotation of a GenBank genome assembly. Lineage: Eukaryota; Viridiplantae; Streptophyta; Magnoliopsida; Malvales; Dipterocarpaceae.